Molecule: messenger RNA, 1794 nt
Organism: Anopheles nili
Lineage: Eukaryota; Metazoa; Arthropoda; Insecta; Diptera; Culicidae
Product: zinc finger protein 436
Exons: 11
Coding region: 22-1746 (574 amino acids)
Source: RefSeq, a predicted model, not a curated record
AGGAAAAUUGAAUGCGCUUAUAUGGACAUUGACACUCUAUACCUUCAACUCCUUCUUUUGCUGAAGCAAGGAAUCUCCAAAGGGAUGAUGCCCAACUUCUAUGAUGGCUCCCGGCCGACGAUGGUACCCACAAGCUCCAACUUGCCGGUGCUGCUGGGCAAUACCGUCAAUCAGGGGGAUCCAAACUCCAAAAAGAUGGUACAUUUCGAUCUGGAAGCCACUUUGCAGACAAUCGAUAACGAAGUGCUUGACGGCGAGGAAGGAAGCUGUCCUAUUUGCAAUAAAACAUUUAGCCGAAAAACCUCCCUACUCAACCACAUCCGCAAUCAUUCAGCUGAGAAGAAAUACGUGUGCGAAUUUUGCCAAAAAGGAUUUACGCAACAAGCCAAUCUGCGUAAUCAUGUCCGAAUUCACACCAACGAAAGGCCAUACGUUUGCGUCGACUGUGGGAAAGCCUUUACUCAGAUCACCAAUCUGAACAACCACAGGCGAUUGCAUACGGGCGAGAGACCAUACGUGUGUAUAGAAUCGAACUGCGGCCGCUCAUUUGCGCAGGUCACAAACUUAAACAACCAUAUGAAAACGCACCACAAGACCACCCUGUACGUAUGCAAUCAGUGUCCACGCAAAUUUAGCCAAGUUACUCAAUUGAACCUUCAUUUAAUUACCAACCACAGUUCGACUAGAGGAUUUUUCUGUCCGCAGUGCCCUGAUAAAUCUUUUAAGCAACAAUCGCACCUGCAGCAGCACAUGAAAAUUCACGGAACAAACUUUGGUUAUUCGUGUACAAAAUGCGAAGAAAAGUUUAUUCAAGAAUCUCACCUCGUGCUGCAUAUGAAGCAGCAUGGCGAUUACGCCUGCUCCAUGUGCUCGAUGACAUUUAACGACGAAGUGCUAUUGAAAAAGCACGUACAAAGACACGUCGACGGGAGAUACCUCACAUGCCCAGUGAUCAGUUGUAGCGAAGGAUUCACGAUGAAGAACCACCUGACGAAGCACAUGCAAAUGCACCAUCCUGCCGUUGAUCUCAAGAAACUGGGCGCUCAGCCCGGUGGAAAUAAGGCACCGAAGCACUUCUGUCACUAUCAUAACUGUAACGAAUCGUUCGAGACGGCCGACGGGUUGAGCAAUCACCUCCGUGUUGGACAUGGGCUUCCGAUAGCACUGCCCCUAGCGCUGCCAGUAGACGACAAAAAACUGAUUCAGCACGGUCUUCACGGACUGAAUGGACUUGAAACGCCACCACCCCAUCUGAUUCAUUCUCAGCUACACCCGGCAGCCUCAGUAAUGAAUGCCAGCUUUCAGUCAUAUCAGAAUCAGAUCAACCAGGCGAAUCCACAGCAGGCUAGCAACGGUGGCGUGAAUGGCGGGGACAAGCAAAAGGUUCUAUCUGUUUCGGAAUUGAUUAAUAUAAAUGAGCAGUUGAACCAACAUCAACAAGUGCAAAACCAUCACCAGCAGCAGCAACACCUUCACCAGCAACAGCAGCAUCAUUUACAGCAGCGAUCUGAGAUGGCCAUGAAAGUCGACAUCGAUCAAAAUCUUGAAGACAAAAUGAGCAAUUUUAAUAGAAUUAAAACGGAACUACAGGCCAAUAUGCUGGCGCAAACGCAGAAUCUGUUCGGCAUCUCUAAUACGUUGAACAACACCUUCAAUACUCAACCGAAACUGAUCUGCACCUACUGCUAUAACGUCUUCAAAACUCCACAAACCCUGUCGCGGCACAUUGAAAAGUUUCAUAGCUAAAUGCAUCUACAAUACAGAUAGAUUCAUUGCAAUUAUUGGGUUCCCUUC